This is a messenger RNA of Phyllostomus discolor (pale spear-nosed bat), 2360 nucleotides long. RefSeq names its product transmembrane protein 268 (gene TMEM268). Bases 367 to 1404 code for a protein of 345 amino acids. NCBI's taxonomy places the organism in Eukaryota, Metazoa, Chordata, Mammalia, Chiroptera, Phyllostomidae. The record is from RefSeq and is a predicted model, not a curated record. The transcript is spliced from 10 exons.
GUGCGGCCGUGCUGGAGGCGGCUGCCUCGGCGGUGGUGGCGCGGAGGGGCGGUGGCGCCCCCGAGCUCCCGCGUCCCCAGGCGAUGGCGAGAGGGCGGCGGCGUGGGCUGGAUUCGUGUGUCAUCCCAGGGACUUAGGCAUGAUUUGCCUCAGCGAGGGGUGAGUCUCAGCCCCCAGGGGGAGACAUCACAGAGAAGGUGUGCGGCUCCACCCAGAGUGCGUGACACUGGAGACUCCACUUUGGCGUCAAGGAGGUCCCCACUAAGGGCACUUCUGCUUCCGUUGGCCAAGUGGGCAAGUGAAGCUGAGCUGGCUGUUCCAGAAUGAACCACAGCCCUGAGAAGGGGAAGUAGCUGGUUCUCUGCUAUGGCCUGUGAACCGCAGAUGGACCCUGGCAGGGCGGCCGGCCCCUUGCCCACCUCCUCCCCUGGCUGGAGUGCCCUGCCCGUGGGGAGCCCUUCUGGUUGGGGGCAAGAGCUCCGCAAUGGCCAGGUCCUUACGGUUCUCCGGAUCGAUAAUACCUGCGCACCUAUCUCCUUCGAUCUGGAAGCCGCAGAAGAGCAGCUGCAGACCUGGGGCAUUCAGGUCCCGGCUGACCAGUACAGGAGCUUGGCUGAGAGUGCCCUCUUGGAGCCCCAAGUGAGAAGAUACAUCAUUUACAACUCCAGGCCCAUGCGGCUGGCCUUUGCAGUGGUUUUCUACGUGGUGGUGUGGGCCAACAUCUACUCCACCAGCCAGCUGUUUGCCCCGGGGAACCACUGGGUGGGCGUGCUGCUCGUGACCCUGGCUGCGAUGAGCCUGACCCUGACUCUCAUGCUCAUCUUCGAGAGACACCAGAGGAAGGCCAACACCAACACGGACCUGAGGCUGACGGCUGCCAACGAAGCCCUGCUGCGGCACCGGGUGCUGUUGGGGGUGACGGACACGGUGGAAGGCUGCCAGAGUGUGAUUCAGCUCUGGUUUGUCUACUUUGACCUGGAGAACUGUGUGCAGUUUUUGUCUGAACAUAUUCGAGAAAUGAAGACUAGCCAAGAGUCCUUGCUGAAAAGCAGAUUGAGCCAGCUCUGUGUUGUCAUGGAGACUGGGGUGAGCCCCACACCGCCGCUGGAGGGGCCUGAGAACCUGUUGGAGGACACUCCUCUCCUGCCCAGCAGCCCUCAUCCCACAGACAGGCCGCUCAUGCAGACCGAGCUUCACCAGCUUGUUCCUGAGGCGGAGCCGGAGGAAAUGGCCCAGCAGUUGCUGGCAGUGUUUGGUGGCUACUACAUCCGGCUCCUGGUGACCUCCCAGCUUCCCCAGGCCAUGGGGACACGACACACAGACUCUCCAAAGGUCCCAUGCCCCUGCCAACUCAUAGAAGCCUACAUCCUGGGCACUGGGUGCUGCCCGUUCCUGGCCAGGUGACGUAGGGACGAAGGUACUCAUCUUCCUCCAAGAUGGAAGGUGAGAAGUCAGCGAGGCCUCGGGGGCCCAAGGUGGCCGAUGGUGAGCCCGAGGUGAGGAGAGAAGCAUCUGGGGCACUCUGUGGGGUGUCAGUCAUGCCAGCGAGGGGGUGUCAUGCUCACUCCAGGACCCUGCACAAAGUUGGCUGUUGACAUCCCGUGAUGACCCCAGUCCUUCUCUGAAGCUGUGGUUGCCAAGCUGGGCCAGCUACAAGCUACUCUCCAUGCUGCUUGGAACUAUGGGCCUGGACGGAAGGGCCACUCUGUCAGCCCCUCAAAUGUGAAGAUGACCAGACUGGGCCAGACAUGUCCACAGUCUGGUCUCAGAUGGUGCGCCCACCUCCAGCCCCUCGUGUCGGCUGGGGAAACGGAGGCCCUGGGAGGAUGCUGCCUGUGCGGCAUGGCCUUGGGCCUCUGCAGUGACGAGCCUGCCUCUUCCCAGUCUGAACAAAUGAAGUGAAUUCUCAGAAUGUUCUCCUUUUUACAGCUUUCUCCUCUGAUUCUUAAGGGAAAACAGAGGUACCUGUGCUUGCUGUCCGCUUGUACACAGGCUUCCAGGGGACAGAGGAAGGAAAGCAAUGACACGUGACUGUCAGUGGGACUACUCGGAGAAGACGUGUUUUGUCUGACUUGAGGACUUUCGCUCUGGAGCAUGCGUGGUUGUCGUUGUGGGUUUAUAUUGCAGAUGCCGAGUGACAGCCCUGUUUUCUGACACUGUCACUGUACUGGAGUGAGUAUCAUCUUCGUGGAGUUCCAUGAAGAGCUCAGAGGCUUCCAGGUUCUCUGCUCUUGAAUAAAUUUGAAGAUCCAUGAUUCCAUGGGCCCAAAUCCAAAAGCUCUAGCCUGGCAUUGAAAGGCUCCUCAGCCCCCUAAAUCUGCCCUUUAUCUGCAAUUUGGCUCAUCUCCCACAAAAUAAAA